AUGCCUCCUCUAUCGCGCUCGAACUCAUGCGUCGAUGUAGACUAUACUCUCAGACGGCAAUUCAACAAGUCGACGUUCAGGCCCCAGCAGCGUGAAAUCAUCGCUGCUGCCCUCGACGGCCACGAUGUGUUCGUCCAGGCCGCCACGUCGUUUGGCAAGAGUCUUUGCUUCCAACUCCCUGCAUGCAUUGACCAUGGCAUUACCAUUGUCGUUUCGCCACUGCUCAGUCUCAUGCUUCAUCAGAUGAAUCAGGUUGAAGCGCUGCGAUCGGCAGGAAUCGACGCUAGCUCCUUGAACAGCAAUACGCCGACCGCCGAGAGGGAUCGCAUCAACCAAGAUCUUGCCAGUGGCCACCCGCGCAUUAGGCUGCUCUACGUGACACCGGAGUUGUGUUCGGGCGACUCCUUUCGAAAACGCAUCAAGCUGGUCUACGAACAGUGUGAGUUGGCACGCAUCGCAGUCGACGAAGCCCAUUGCAUCUCGGAAUGGGGACACGAUUUCCGGAAAGACUUCAAGCGGCUGUCGUGGUUUCGAGAGACGUUCCCGACCGUGCCAAUCAUGUGCCUGACGGCAACCGCGAACCCAACAGUUCGCCAAGACUUGCUAAAGACUUUGGGCCUUCUGGAGCAGCCCGGCAGGCUGAAGAGCUUUGUCAUGACUGCCCAUCGGCCCAAUCUUCAUAUUGAGAUCAGAUACACAAAAGACCAAGACGACGACCGCCUGGCUGACUUUCUAGCAUGGAUACGUGGCGUGCACGAGAGGAGGAAAGCAGAACCGCGCAAAGCUGAGCUGGAAGCGGCCGGGGAGCGACUCGACAAUGUGUCUGGCAUCAUCUACACGAUAUCGCGAGACGAGUGCGAGUCGCUCGCGGCGGCGCUCAGAGACGAAGGCGUGGGGGCAAGGCCCUUCCACGCGAAGCUUACCAAAGAGACCAAAGAACAGACCCUGGCUCGCUGGGUGAACAAUGAGCCCGGCUACGAUGUCAUUGUGGCCACCACGGCCUUUGGCAUGGGCAUCGACAAGAACAAUGUCCGUUUUGUUGUGCACUGGCGAUUACCCAAGUCGUUCGAGGGAUACUACCAAGAAGCAGGCCGUGCAGGCCGAGAUGGCAAUGCAAGCUUUUGCUUUCUGUACUACAGCAGGGAAGACCUGCAGCGCGUGCAGAGUAUGAUCAGGAAGGGGAACCGUGAUGGAUCGAACUGGGAGGCACAGGCAAAGAGCCUGCAGAAACUUGCUCUAUACUGUGAAGAUACGACCGCUUGCCGCCAUGCGCAGAUUUGCAAAUAUUUCGGUGAGAGCGAGACACCAAAAUGCGACUUUGCCUGUGAUUGGCACAAGGACGUGCAAGGUCUCCAAAGGCGGAUGAUGCGGGGUCUGGCAGACGAGGAAUGGGUUAGCACGCAGGCCGAGUACGGUCGGUACGAAGGGUACUACGACGAUUGA
Molecule: messenger RNA, 1443 nt
Organism: Colletotrichum spaethianum
Lineage: Eukaryota; Fungi; Ascomycota; Sordariomycetes; Glomerellales; Glomerellaceae
Product: bloom syndrome protein
Exons: 4
Coding region: 1-1443 (480 amino acids)
Biological process (GO): double-strand break repair via homologous recombination
Cellular component (GO): cytoplasm; chromosome
Molecular function (GO): ATP binding; nucleic acid binding; 3'-5' DNA helicase activity
Source: RefSeq, a predicted model, not a curated record